GUUAAGACUUUGGUAUACUAGACUGAACUCAUACAGAAUGCAUACUUCCAGUAGUGACGACCCCAGCUACAGCCAAAGCUCUCCACCUCGGGGGCGCAGGGCACGAUGGAAAGGAGUAUACCGAGGACAUUGGGGGGUAGCAGACAGCUGUUCAUUCAGCGGGGUGCAACAUAAUUCUGAAGAGCAACAACCGGGGGAAGCCAAAAAGGAAAACAGAGUUAUAGUCCUGUAUCUGGAUCUCUCUUUUCUCUUACUUCUAGAACUCAAGAAGAUGAGUAUGACACGAGGCUGCCUACUCUGCAUCAAAAUCACCAUGUUCAUCUUUAACCUCAUCUUCUGGCUUGGAGGAUGCGGUAUUCUUGGAGUUGGGGUUUGGCUGGCGGUUACUCAGGGGAAGUUUGCCACCCUCUCCAUUUCUUUCCCCUCGUUGUCUGCUGCCAGCCUCUUCAUGGUGACAGGGUCGGUGAUAAUGGUGGUUGGGUUCAUUGGCUGCUUGGGCGCAGUGACCGAACACCGCUGCCUCCUGCUCACGUUCUUUGUAGUGCUGUUGAUCAUCUUUCUUCUUGAAAUAAUCAGCCUGGUCCUGUUUUUAGCCUACAAUGACAAUUUUCACAGUUAUGCGCAAGAAGACCUAAAGAAAGGACUAGCACUGUAUCAAACAAAAGAUAAUCUAGGACUAACGAAUGCCUGGGACAUAGUGCAGACUGAGUUCCGUUGCUGUGGAGUGAAGAAUUACACUGACUGGCUGGAAAUGAGGAACAGCACUACUGUGCCUCAUUCUUGCUGCACAGAGCACAGUGCAUCCUGCCAGAGCAACCCCGGCACUUGGUGGACAGAGCCGUGCUACCAGAAAGUGAAGAAGUGGGUUGAGAGUAAUAUUUCCUCGGUGGGGAUCUUCGGCAUAUGCAUUUUUGUUGUACAGGUGUUCGGUCUGAUCUUCUCUAUGUUGAUGUACUGCCAAGUUCUCAAGGCGGAAAAGUAUUAUGAAUAAUCCCAGAUGUUUGCAAGUUUUUAAGAUGAUCCAGAGGCUGAUGUUCCACUUUCCAGAGUGAAUGCCAUCUUUGUCUGCUGGAUCAAAGACUGUUUCUUCAUGCUUCUCGGGCCCUGUAUGGUUGUUCUCGGCUACAGUCCUCUGUACAGAGACCCAUGUCCGUUUCUGUUCACCUUACCUGCUGACUGAACCAUUACCAUUGAAAGUAUCUCCUACAUA
Molecule: messenger RNA, 1210 nt
Organism: Nanorana parkeri
Lineage: Eukaryota; Metazoa; Chordata; Amphibia; Anura; Dicroglossidae
Product: tetraspanin-4-like
Exons: 7
Coding region: 38-991 (317 amino acids)
Cellular component (GO): membrane
Source: RefSeq, a predicted model, not a curated record